UUGCGUGAUGUAAUACGGUCCUUCUGAUUUAUCCGCGUGCAGCAGCAGCAUCCUCCUCCUCCUCAUCAUCAUCAUCAUCAGCAGCAGCAGCAUACUAUUACUGAGAGGCAGUUUGCAUACGGAUUAGUCUGUGCGGGUUUGUAGCGGGAGGUGAGGCGGAUUUCAGCACCGGAGCUGACUGAUGCUGGCGCCGCGUGCUCAGGUGAUGCUGCGCUCGAGCUGCUGACAUUCUCCCUCCCCCACCCCUUCCACCUCUACCUCUCUCUCUCUCUUUCUCUCCUCCCUCUGCGUGCAUCCAUCCCCUCCGUCCCUCCUCGCUCCGCUCCUCUCCUCCACACGCACAAAACGCUCUGUCAUGGCGUCUUCCAACCAUGUUACCCCCACCAACUGUAGCUGGUGGCCCAUCUCAGCCAUGGAUGAGGACGGCAAAGUGGCGGACGGAGAGGAGAGCGAGGAGCCCACGGCGGAGUCCAAACCCUUCAACAAAGACAGGCUGGUUUUGUACCACUGGACGCAGUCUUUCGCCUCACAGAAGGUACGUCUAGUGAUCCAUGAGAAGGGUCUGGUGUGUGAUGAGAGGGAUGUAAGUUUGCCGCUGCAGGAGCACAAAGAGCCCUGGUUCAUGAGACUGAACCUGGGGGAGGAGGUUCCUGUAUUCCUCCACGGAGACACCAUCAUCAGCGACUACAACCAGAUUAUAGACUACAUGGAGAAAAACUUUGUGGGAGAGACCGUCGCUCAGCUGAUUCCUGACCCGGACUCGCCUCUCUACGACCGCGUGCAGCAGUACCGCCACCUGCUGGACGGCCUGCCCAUGGACGCUUACACGCACGGCUGCAUCCUCCAUCCAGAGCUCACCACCGACUCUAUGAUCCCAAAGUAUGCCACCGCAGAAAUACGUAGACACUUGGCUAAUGCUGCGACUGAGCUGAUGAAACUGGACCAUGAAGAACCUCAGCUGACAGAACCUCAUUUGUCUAAGCAGAAAAAGCUAAUGGCGAAAAUCUUGGACCAUGACAAUGUGAACUACUUGAAGAAAAUCCUGGGGGAGUUAGCCAUGGUUCUGGACCAAGUGGAGGCUGAGCUUGAGAAAAGAAAACUAGAGUAUCAAGGUCAAAAGUGUGAGUUGUGGCUUUGUGGACCUGAAUUUACGCUAGCGGAUAUCUGCCUUGGAGCCUUGUUGCACAGGCUCAAGUUCUUGGGACUUUCUAGGAAAUACUGGGAGGACGGCAGCCGGCCAAACCUGCAGUCCUUUUUUGUGCGUGUCCAAAAACGCUACGCUUUUCGAAAGGUGUUGGGUGACAUCCACACGACUCUCCUGUCAGCAGUCCUACCCAACGCCUUCCGAAUGGUAAAAAAGAAGCCGCCAUCUUUCUUCGGGGCCUCGUUUCUCAUGGGCUCUCUGGGUGGGAUGGGCUACUUUGCCUACUGGUAUUUAAAAAAGAAAUACAUGUAGUGAAUGCC
Messenger RNA from Xiphophorus couchianus (Monterrey platyfish), 1464 nucleotides. RefSeq names its product ganglioside induced differentiation associated protein 1-like 1 (gene gdap1l1). The record is from RefSeq and is a predicted model, not a curated record. NCBI's taxonomy places the organism in Eukaryota, Metazoa, Chordata, Actinopteri, Cyprinodontiformes, Poeciliidae. Bases 356 to 1456 code for a protein of 366 amino acids. The transcript is spliced from 6 exons.